Molecule: messenger RNA, 1687 nt
Organism: Artibeus jamaicensis (Jamaican fruit-eating bat)
Lineage: Eukaryota; Metazoa; Chordata; Mammalia; Chiroptera; Phyllostomidae
Gene: KLHL35
Product: kelch like family member 35
Molecular function (GO): protein binding
Source: RefSeq, a predicted model, not a curated record
AUGCCUGCAAGGUUGCUGCAGGACAGACAAGAGUGGUCCCGGCAAGAGCAGCAGCUGCAGGGCACCUGGGAGAGGGCGUGGCCAGGAUGCCAGAGGGCCCCCUUGCUGGAGGAGUCAGAACCAGGCACUGAGGCGCCGUGCCCUGGGUCCUGCCACACGCAGCGCGUGCUGCAGACGCUCAACGCCUACCGUUGGAGUGGCACCCUCAGGGACAUAAUGUUGCGCGCUGGUGGCCGCGACUAUCCAUGGCAUCAAGCCGCCCUUGGAGCCUGCAGCGCCUAUUUCCGCAGCCUGGCGGCUAGAGGUGGUCCGGCCGUGGUGCCCAUGGUGCCCCAGAUGCCGGCGCUGGGCAUGGUGCUCAAUUACUCGUACGGCGCGGGCGUGCGGCUGCAUGCCGAGGACCAGGAGGCCGCUGUGCUGGAACUGGCCCAACCGCUGGGCGUGGGGGGCCUGCGCGAGGCCUGCGCCUUCCUCAAGGACGGCCUGCGAGCCGCCGACAGCCUGGCGCAGCGCCGCGUGGCCGCGGCCUUCUCACUCCCCUCUCUGGCCGAGCGCCGCAGCCUCUUGCUGCGCUAGGCCCUCACCGAAGUGGUGCGCCACGUGGACUUCCCGGAGCUGGGAAGUGAGGCCACUCCCAGUGAGGUGGCUGCGCUGCUGGCCCAUCCGGCGCUGAGCGUGGCACGCGAAGAGGCCACGUUCCAGGCGGCCUUGCGGUGGGUGCGUCACGACGCACUGGGCAGACGCGGGCAGCUGCGGCGCCUGCCAGAGCACGUGCGCCUGCCCCUGCUGGCGCACUACUUCCUGCAGAAGGUGGAGGCUAACGAGCUGCUGCAGGCUUGCAAUGAGUGCCGCCUGCUGCUGCUGCUCGAGGCCGGCACCUGCUUCAACCUGGGUUGAGAGGCCAGUGCGCUGUGUACGCGGCCACGAAGAUUCAUGGUCCUAGCUGAAGUGAUCGUGGUCAUUGGCGAUUGUGACCGAAAGGGGCUCCUGAAGUUGCCCUUCACUGAUGCCUACCACCCAGGGAGCCAGCGCUGGACCCCACUGCCCAGCCUGCCUGGCUACGUGCGUUCAGUGUUCACCGCCUGUACUCUCCGCAAUGACAUUUGCCUCAGUGCAGGAGGCCACAUCAGCAGCCAUGAUGAGUGGAUGUUCAGCUCCCAUCUGCACACCUGGGUCAAGGCGGCCUUCCUGCAGGGCAGGUGGGGGCACAGGAUGGCGGCCUUGCAGGGGCAGCUGUUCUCAAUGGGCGGCUUCGAUGGCCGGCAGCGCCUGCACAGCGUGAAGUGCUAUGACCCCUUCACCACCACCCAGGCGGCCGCAGCUCCACUCCCAGAGGCCGUGAGCUGGGCAGUGGUGGCCUCCGCCGCCCGGCUCUCCGUGAUCGGGGGUGCUGGCCGGGACUGUGUCAGCAGAGACAAGUUGCAGUGCUUUGACCCCCAGGAGGACCGGUGGAGCCUGCGGUCACCAGCGUCCUCACAGCGGUGUCUGGAGGCCAUCCCCCUUGAGGACACCAUCUACGUGGUGGGGGGCCUUCUGGGCACCAUGUUUGCCUAUGGCCCUGGUACAGACAUCUGGGGGGAGGGGGUCUUCAUCUUUGACCCCAGCAGUGGGCAGGUGGAGCCCAGCCUGCUGCGCUGCACCAGCUCGCACCGCUGCGUCACUAUCAUCUGGAACCUGAGCGGGUGAC